AUGGCCUACAACCAGUACCACGACCCGCGCGCGUCGGUCGACUACGCCGAGCACCUCCACGACGCCGGCGGUGACCCCUUCUCGUCGGGCCAGUACGCCGCAGGCCCGUACUCGGGCCUCCCGCUCGACGGCGGCGACCCCGAGAUGGUGCAGCGCGACCGGCCCCUGUCCGACCUCGGCUCGAGCGAGGCCGGCGGCGCAUCGGCCUACUGGCAGCCGGGCGCGCGCGGCUCGGUUGCGGGCGGCGCGGGCGGCGCGGGAGGGUACCUCGCCGGCGACGACUGGGUCGACGACACCGAGGGGCAGGACUCGUGGUGGAGGCGGCACCGGUGGGCGGCCAUCGCGGGCAUCCUCGCGCUCCUCGCCGCGCUCGCCAUCGGCCUCGGCGUAGGGCUCGGCGUCGGGCUCAACAAGUCGAAGAACAACCGCGACUCGGCCCAGCUGAGCGAUGGAAGGACGUCGUCGGGUGCGCCCCAGGGCAGCAGCGUCAGCGUCGGCACAGUCGUGUUUACGAGCACGAGCUUUGGGAGCGGCGGCAGCGGCGAGCCGCAGACGAUCACGAGCACGUCCGAGGCGACGUCGGCCGUGCCGGACCCGACCCCGUCGUCGAGCUCUGAAGAGGACACGGCUCAGUCCUCCUCCUCUUCGUCCACCUCCCCGCCCUCGUCCUCGUCCUCGCCGAGCAGCACGACGACGACCGAGCCGCCCACCUCGAGCACGACGCCGCCGCCUUCCUCGUCGUCCACCUCGAGCGCACCCGAGAGCAGCAGCACCCCGAGCAGCAGCUCGUCGUCUCAGCUGUCCGAGGCGCCUUCCUCUUCGACCUCGAGCGAGAGCUCGUCGACCACGCCCGCUCCGUCGAGUUCGAGCUCGGCACCCGCAUCUUCGACCACGACGCCUCCCGCCGAGUCGUCCUCGUCCUCGUCGCCGACCACCUCGCCCGCCGGCGCCGGCGCCUCGCCCGCCCAAUCGACCGACGACCAGGGUGGCACGUACCAGUUCACGACGCGCCCCAUCGUCAACCCGGGCGGCUUCACGAUCGGGACCUUGACGGGCUAUGUCACCAUCUCGGCGUGAGCCGGCGAGCCCCCCGCCUCCUUCCCCCUCCUUCCACCCUCUCUUCUCCUCUCCUCGCCCGCCUCGCGUGCUCAACAGACACUUCCCCUUCUCGCCCCUGCGUCCUGUCGCUCCUUCGCCUUUCCCCUCCCACACAUUUGUCACUCGCUCUGUAACCACUACCUUCUCUCUCUACUCGUCGAGCUGUAUAGAUCUGAAACUCGAGCCGACCUUGCUGUCG
Molecule: messenger RNA, 1297 nt
Organism: Rhodotorula graminis WP1
Lineage: Eukaryota; Fungi; Basidiomycota; Microbotryomycetes; Sporidiobolales; Sporidiobolaceae
Exons: 4
Coding region: 1-1077 (358 amino acids)
Source: RefSeq, a predicted model, not a curated record